AUGCUGGUAAGGGGAAAGCUGGAAAACCGAGAGAACCUCAAACUCAUGACUUCUAGUGAUCCAUGUCGAGACCUACAUCACAAAUGUGCGCCCAUCCCUUCCUCCGACCCGUUCAUCACUAAUGACCUGCAGGUGACGGGAUUGUACCAAAUUGCAGCCGAUGCGCUCGUACGGGACGAGCAUGUACACGCGGUCGACGAGAGACCAGAUUUCGACAGGCGAAGGGUCGAUCUACUCGCGAACGUUUUCCCAGCAAUCAGGUGUGGCUACGGCCGCCACCCAGAGGUGGGAGCGCCAUGCGGAAUGUGCACGAUAGGAUCUGACCGACCGGAUUUGAUAGUUGACUUCGUGCUCGAAUCUGGUAGCGGAGAGCCGGACGAUGGGAUCGAGAGACCGCCUGAUAUUUCCGCACAGCAGAGGGAAACACUGGGGGACGCCGAUGCCGAUGCCGAAUCGAUGCCUCUGCCGGAGAGGCAAGCCACAACUCCACCGCAAUGCCAUGGUCCCAAACUCCAAAGACACAAUGGGAGAAGCAGUCGACUCUCAUCCGUGUCGGUAAGCGACGUACUGGAACGGCCUCGCCAACCGCGAUCCUGGCCAUUGAGAGAUCCGCAAGAGGCCUACCUCCUGCAACAUUUUGUGGAUAAGAUCGCACCAUUUUUCGAUUGCACCGAUCGCCAGCAGCACUUUGCCGUCUACAUCCCGUAUCGCGCCCGUCGAUGUGAGACACUAUUCAAUGCAAUGCUCGCCAUGUCGGCUCGUCAUUUGAAUCGUACCGCCUCGUUUGAUCCUUUCGUCUCAGAUCAUUAUUAUCAAGCAUGUUUGGAGAAAUUGAUACCCGCGCUGGAUGAUCACGGCGUCACGAUGGAUGAUGAUUUGCUUGCUGCGACAGUCAUCUUACGCUUGCUGGAAGAAUUUGAUGUUCCAUUGGCUGGGUCUGAUCUUCGUGGACACUCCUUUGGAACAAAAGCGUUUAUCCAGGGACCAUCGUCGAUGACCACGACGCCAAGUCUACGGCAGGCUGUUUAUUGGAGCGGUCUUCGCCAGGAGAUUUACAAUGCACUCUGCCUCCAACAAGCGCCUGAUAUCGACAUGAGCUCCCUGAAUUCACACUUCGGCCCCUUGGGGCCAGAUGCCGGCGACUGCGCAUGGGCCAACCAGGCAAUUGCGCAUUGUGCAGAGGUGUUGGUUUUUUGUUUUGGGCCAGCCCAUCGCUCGGCUAUUGUGCAUGAAGAGCUGAAAGCCCAGAAUCAACAGUGGAACGAAACACGUCCGUCUACCUUCGACCCAUAUUUUGUCGGCGGCGAGGUGGAGGUGGGCACCAGCUUUCCUGACAUUCGAUUCGGAUGUGCCUGGCAUGCAAUUGGAAAUCAGUACAACGAUCUUGCGCGGAUUCUCCUGUCUGUGCACGACCCCAAUCUGCCGACGGUUGGACCUUUGCGCAGACGUCUAGUUCAGGAGGCAGAUGAGCAAAUUCGCCAAAAAGUUUGGGCAGUAUGCGGCGCUGCAUUAUCUAAUGCCUCUAUAGCCCCCGCCAUGGUGGUUGGAUGUCUGGCGAUUCACCUUUGCGGUGAUCGGUUCACGGACCCACAGCAACAGGACCAUUUGAUCCAUGUUCUUCUUCAAAUGGAUGCACUUCAUGGUUGGCCAACUGAUGCGCUCCAGCGAGAGCUUCGGGAGACCUGGGUCGUGCGUUGA
Penicillium nucicola is the source of this 1698-nucleotide messenger RNA. RefSeq lists its product as uncharacterized. NCBI's taxonomy places the organism in Eukaryota, Fungi, Ascomycota, Eurotiomycetes, Eurotiales, Aspergillaceae. Gene Ontology annotation, biological process: positive regulation of transcription by RNA polymerase II. The record is from RefSeq and is a predicted model, not a curated record. The coding region runs from base 1 to 1698 and encodes 565 amino acids. The transcript has 6 exons. Gene Ontology annotation, molecular function: transcription cis-regulatory region binding; DNA-binding transcription factor activity. Gene Ontology annotation, cellular component: nucleus.